Molecule: messenger RNA, 6281 nt
Organism: Esox lucius (northern pike)
Lineage: Eukaryota; Metazoa; Chordata; Actinopteri; Esociformes; Esocidae
Gene: tulp4b
Product: TUB like protein 4b
Exons: 16
Coding region: 226-6000 (1924 amino acids)
Molecular function (GO): protein binding
Source: RefSeq, a predicted model, not a curated record
ACCAACGUAAACUACAUGGCAACCGGGUUUAAAGGCGCACUAAGCUUAAACUGAAAGCGGGUUGACAACGCGACUGCAGCUUGCCAAUCUAUAUGGUGGACGUGGACUGCACAUACUGACUAUAUGCCAGCGACAUUAUAGUUGAUCAAGAAUUAUCUCUCUCUUCCAUGCACCAUUUGAAUGGGAACAUGGACACCACUUACGAAGGAGGAAUUGUAGUCAACAAUGUCCAGGAACUAUGAGCCUGGUCACUCAGUAGGGAUGUUGGCUGCUGUGGAACAUGGCCCCAUCCUGUGCAGCGACUCCAACAUCCUCUGCCUGUCCUGGAAGGGCCGGGUCCCAAAGAGCGAGAAGGACAAGCCUGUAUGUCGGCGGCGCUACUAUGAGGAGGGCUGGCUGGCCACAGGUAAUGGGAGAGGAGUUGUAGGCGUGACCUUCACAUCCAGCCACUGCAGGCGGGACAGGAACACGCCUCAGAGAAUCAACUUUAACCUGCGAGGACACAACAGUGAGGUUGUGUUGGUACGGUGGAAUGAGCCCUUUCAGAAGCUGGCCACGUGUGACAUGGAGGGAGGUAUCUUUGUGUGGAUUCAAUAUGAGGGGCGAUGGUCUGUGGAGUUAGUGAACGAUCGCGGUGCUCAGGUGAGUGACUUCACGUGGUCCCAUGAUGGGACCCAAGCCCUGAUUGCUUACAGGGAUGGGUUUGUCCUAGUUGGGUCGGUAAGCGGACAGAGACACUGGUCCUCUGAGAUUAACCUGGAGAGCCAGAUCACGUGUGGCAUCUGGACACCUGACGACCAACAGGUGUUAUUUGGUACAGCCGACGGUCAGGUGAUCGUGAUGGACUGCCAUGGACGUAUGCUGGCCCAUGUCCUGCUACACGAGUCAGACGGCAUUGUCGGCAUGUCCUGGAACUGUCCCUCCUUCCUGGUGGAGGACAGCACAGAGAGUGAUACAGACUCUGAUGACAAUAACCCACCUCAUGUACGUAACUUGAAGCCCCUUCUGACUGUCAGUUUCAUAUCAGGAGACAUCAGUUUGAUGAACAACUAUGAUGACCUCGCCCCUACUGUGAUCCGCUCUGGACUCAAAGAUGUGGAAGUCCAGUGGUGUUCUCAGGGGGACCUCCUGGCUGUGGCUGGGAUGGAGAGACACGCGCUCCCUGGCGUCCCCAAUGACUCUGUAAUGAGGAAUGCCCUGGUCAAGUUCUACAAUGUCCAAGGAGAACACAUUUACACAUUAGAGACACCCGCCCAGCGCCCCAUUACCACGAUUUGUUGGGGCCAUAGGGACUCUCGUUUGUUCCUGGCAUGCGGUCCGGCAUUAUACGUGGUGCGAGUCGAGCACCGAGUGGCCAGUCUGCAGCUACUGUGCCAACAGGGCAUUGCCAGUGCCCUUCGGGAGGAAAGGGACGUAGGCAAACUUAACAUGCCAUCUUUGCUGUGCUCCUACGUGACCACCGCCUUCAUACCCACCAUCAAGCCUCCCAUUCCUGAUCCCAACAACAUCCGGGACUUCGUCAGCUACCCCACUGCUGGUAACGAGAGGCUACACUGCACCAUGAAGCGUGCAGAGGACAACCCUGAGGCAGGGGGGCCUUGCUACACCCUCUAUCUGGAACACCUAGGGGGGCUGGUGCCUAUCCUCAAAGGCAGACGUAUCAGCAAGCUGCGGCCAGAGUUCAUCAUCAUGGACCCUAAAACUGACAGCAAAGCUGAUGAGGUCUGUGUAAAUGCCAUGAUUUCCUACAUGACUGACAGCUGUAACUGUUCCGACUCCAGUGACAUUGAGUUAAGUGACGAGUGGGUGGGAAAGAAAUCACCAAAACUGUCUCGAGGAAACAGGUCUCCCAAGGUUUCCAGAAUGAACAUGGAAUCUAGAAAAUCUCCCAAGAUGUCCCGGGCCAGUCAGGAAGGUCCCAGAUCUCCAAGGUUACCAACAAAGAAGCCUCCAAUUCGUUCUCCCAGUCUGACACGUAGGGAGAUGUCCAUGGAUGGAAUCUCUGAGCAUAAUUACCUGGCUCAAGUCACAUCCAAUAUUUGGGGAACAAAGUUUAAAAUUGUGGGACUUGCUUCUUUCUUACCUGCUAAUCUGGGUGCAGUUAUCUAUAAGACCAGUUUGCUCCAUCUACAACCAAGGCAGAUGACAAUCUACCUUCCAGAAGUGCGGAAAAUAUCACUUGAUUUUAUGAGCCUGCCAGUCUUUAACCCUAAUGUUUUCAGUGAAGAUGAGGAUGACUUGCCAGUAAUGGGACCAUCUGGAGUUACAGGUGACAACCCGCCCUGCACAGUCAACAUCCCCAUCGCGCCUAUCCACAGCCCUGCCCAAGCCAUGUCCCCAACUCAGAGCAUUGGUCUGGUCCAGUCCCUGCUGGCAAAUCAGAACAUCCAAUUGGAUGUCUUAACAAAUCCCACGGCUACAGCUUCAGCAGCAGCUGCCGUGGCAGCAGCCUCAGCCUCUCUUCCGGGGCCUGAUCAUGGUCAGGAUGCUGUUGCAGCGCCGUACACUGGGACUCUAGGAAGGUACCCCAACCCAGGACAGGUGAUCUUUAACGGGUUAGAGAUGGGUCCACUCUUGGCUGGAACUCUACCUCCACCUCCGCCUCCACAUCACCUCCCUCAACAACCCCACCCACAACGUCCUCAGUCACAACAGACGCACCAACAGCAGCAGUCCAAACAACCACAGCAAAUACAAAUGCAACAACAACAACAACAACAGAGAAUACAACAGCAUCAACAACUCCAGCACCAACAGCAGCAGAUUCAACAACAGCAUCAACAACUGCAGCAGCAUCAUCAGCAGCAGAUCCAACAGCAGCAGCAACAAACUCAGCAGCAGAUCCAACAGCAGCAGCAACAGACACAGCAGCAGCAAGCACUGCAACAACAGCACCAACAACAGCAGGCAGCGCUGCAGCAGCAGCAGCAGCAGAUCCAGCAACAGCACCAACACUUGCAACAGCAGCAGAUCGCUCAGCAGCACCAACAGAUGCAAUUGCAACACGAGCAAAUGCAUCAGCAACAGCAACAGAUGCAGCAGCAACAGCAGCAGAUCCGACAGCAGAUUAUUGAGAUGAGGCAGCAGCAGCAGCAACUGCAGCAGCAACAUCAGCAGAUACAGCAACAGCACCAACAGAUGCAGAGGCAGCACCAACAGAUGCAACAGCAACUGAAGCUUCAGAUCACCUUGCCCCCUCCACCAACCGGGUACCCGACCAUUUCUCUGCAGCAGUUCCAGGUACUGCAACAGAUACCUCACUCUGGUGCAGAAUCGGGUCCAGAUAGAGGAGAGCCAGGUCAUACUCAGAGCCAUACUCUGGGGAGGCCAAGUCUACCACGGUCCAGGCCUCCAUCAUUCAUUGAUUUAGAAAGUUUACGGUCCAGGCCUCCUUCCUUCCUUGAAGCAGACACAUCAAGAUCUAGACCGCCGUCAUUCAUCCACAUAGACACGAUUCGGAAUCGACCUCCUUCUUUCAUUGAUACAGAUGCCAGUACAUUGCGGUCUAGACCCCCGUCUUUUCUCGAGGCAGACUCCUCCAGAUCCAGACCUCCUUCCUUCAUAGACACAGAUGCACUAAGGUCUCGACCUCCAUCCUUCCUUGAUGCAGAGACUUCCCUUGAGAUCCAGAUGAGGAAGGUGAACCCUCCUCCACCCUACCCAGGAACAGUGGUGUCUGCAGCCACCGCCACAACCUCCGCUGCUCCUCAAACGCUCAUCACCAACUGUGACAACCCCAACAUACUGGUUACAGCAGACACAUGCCUCAAAAAAGAUGAGUUUUCACUCCACCCAGUUGGUCUCCAGUACCAGAUGGGAUACGAGAGGAUCACAACCUUUGACAGCAGCGGGAAUGUAGAGGAAGUGUGUCGCCCUCGCAGAAGACUUGUACGCAACCAGAACGCCUACGCAGUUCAAGGCAUGGGAGGUUCGGCAACACUUAAAGUCACCUCAUCAUCUGACAGUAAGAAAGUCCAGCUUCCAUACAGCUCAGCGACUCUAAGCCGCCUGUCUGUGCCACGAUACUCCAUACCCAGCGGAGACCCUCCUCCUUACCCAGAUCCAGCCAAUCAGGUUAACAUUAACACAACAACCCUUCCUCCUCCCCAACGCAUGGACAGUAGUCACAUGAUUCACGCUACUUUGCGACGUGACCGAAGAGACGUAGAAUCCCGCCUGAAGGUGUCCCAGAUGAUUGAUGCUUCAAGGACUCUGCCGACCAAAUCUAAGAUAAAUAAUCCUGCUCUAGCACUCUCUUACCAGCCAAGGGUGCCCACAGCACUGUAUACCUGCACCCAGUGCAGCAGCAACAGCAGCAGCACCAGUGUUAGUGUUAGCGGGGGUGGUAGUAGCAGCAGUGGCAUCGCAGGAGGAACCGUAGUGCGGCAGGAUUUUCCACCAGGAAAAGGAGCACAUCACAGCACUAUAAUUGUUCACUCUAAAAGCACUUCACCUCUGGCCUCUCAGUCAUCUUACAAUCUACUAAGUCCUGUUGAUAACAGCAGAGACAGAACAGUGUAUGUGAACUCUGCCUUUACCGAAGACGAGACAUUAAGUCAGCAAUGUCGUCACUUGACUCUUGGGGAUGUUAGCUUGACUCUGAAGCGUCCUCCACCAUACCAGUGGGACCCCAACACCACAGAGGAGUUUUGGAUUCCCCAAGAACCAACUAUCUUAGCUCCCCCUCCGCCCCCAACACACAAACCACCACCCCCACUCAUCUUCAGCAAUGCUCAGCACCUAGACAUGACACGACUGCCUUUUGUACUUUCAACAAAACCUCCCAGCAGCCCAAGCACCGUUACUUUCCCAUCGGGUUAUCAGAUUUCCCUGUCACCUUUCCCUACAGGCGUAGGUCAGGGUGGACCCCCACUCCAGUCCAUGCAAAGCCCUCAAGCACCCUGUCCUCCCAAUGAAGUUUCCCCAGUUCCACAGUUCCCCCAGCAGGACCCCAACCUGGUCUUGCCACCAGGAUACCCUCCCAACCUUGCCAACAUGGCUUGCUGCCCUUUGCCUCCAAUGUACCCAGGGGCCAGCUCCUGUGCUGGGCUUCAGCUGCACUCUGUGAGCCUUCAACCCUGGAACCCCUAUAGCCUACCUAUGCAAGACACCUCAGUCUCUGCCACCCUCCCCAGCAAGUCUCAUCAGGUGUUAGAGAAGCCGGUCCUCUCCCCACCUCCACCUACUGCUCCUCCUCCCCCACCUCCUUCACUUCCUCCUCCUCCUCCACCAACGGAGCACCCAAAACCCAAAAGCCCUACAGAGGAGCUGGCAGAAUCUGCUAGUAGCUUCCAGGAGCCAUCUUCUCUGAACGAAAGCCCUGUUUCAGACCGUCAGGGGUCUGACCGGUUUAGCAAGAAGAGUUGUAAGCGUCUAGACAGUCGAGCCGAGGAGGCAAACAUGACCACUGUGUCAGAGGGGAAAUCCAAAAAGGAAGGACGUGCCCUCUCUGACUUCAACUCGCUCAUCUCCAGCCCCAGGUUGGGUGGCAGGGAAAAGAAAAAACCCAAAGGCCAGAGGGAGCAACUGAACAAACCCAAGAAGCUCAACAGGACAAGUACCACAAGUGAAUUCCAGGACAGUUCAGAGAGUGAGCCAGAGCUCUUCAUCAGUGGAGACGAACUGAUGAACCAGAGCCAGAGCUCCAAGAAGGGCUGGAAGAGUAAAAGGAGCCUACGGAUGGCCAGUGAGCUGGAAGAGAUUAAAUGCAGGAAGGCCAAUGAAAGAGAGGACCGUGGUUUGGGCAGCCAGGGGUUUGUCUACGUCAUGGCCAACAAGCAGCCACUCUGGAACGAGGCCACUCAGGUCUACCAGCUGGACUUUGGAGGACGGGUCACACAGGAGUCUGCAAAGAACUUUCAGAUUGAGCUGGAUGGUAGACAGGUGAUGCAGUUUGGCAGAAUUGACGGGAAUGCCUAUAUCCUGGAUUUCCAGUAUCCUUUCUCAGCCGUGCAGGCCUUUGCUGUUGCCUUAGCCAAUGUUACUCAAAGGCUAAAGUAAAAGACUAAGUGGUUUUGUAGUGGGGAAACAAAUGUAAACAUCAUUUACAUACUUUAUUUAUUUUGCACAAGCAUUUACCCACUCUUUGCGGAAAAAUGCAUUAAAAGUAUUGGGAGCAUUACUUUAAUUAUUGCAAAAGCUGAUUAAUGUUUACCAACUAAGUUUCUUUCAGCACUACAUUAACCCCACACACGGGUCACAUACAUAGCUCAGUUGCAAUCACCUCUAAAGCAAAGUGAGAGAAUCAUCUGAGAGGAUGAUCCAGGCUAUAUAUAUAUAUA